Messenger RNA from Branchiostoma belcheri (Belcher's lancelet), 1993 nucleotides. RefSeq names its product sorting nexin-33-like. Gene Ontology annotation, molecular function: protein binding; phosphatidylinositol binding. NCBI's taxonomy places the organism in Eukaryota, Metazoa, Chordata, Leptocardii, Amphioxiformes, Branchiostomatidae. Gene Ontology annotation, biological process: plasma membrane tubulation; endocytosis; mitotic cell cycle. The record is from RefSeq and is a predicted model, not a curated record. The transcript has 3 exons. Bases 50 to 1801 code for a protein of 583 amino acids. Gene Ontology annotation, cellular component: plasma membrane; cytoplasmic vesicle.
AGCUGAUCAGAAAAACAAACGUGUUCCGCGCUGUGACCUGUUGGACGACAUGGGGGAGGAAAAAGUGAGAGUUUUGUACGAUUUCGAGGGUGUCGCGGAAAACGGCGAGCUAACCAUCUACACAGAUGAGAUAAUAACGAUACUAAGGAAGGAUGUCGGGGAGGGCUGGUGGGAGGGUCAGAAUGACCGGGGAGAAGCUGGCUACUUCCCGUCGGCCUAUGUGGAGGAGACCGCGGGGAGUGGCGAGGCGGUGACGGAAACGCCCCCAGCAGCCGACAGUUCUUACUACAAUGGGUCCCAGGAUACCUCAGCCAACACCUAUACACAGGAGAGCGCCUCAGCUGCUGACCAGUGGAAUGAUCCCUCCAGCCAGUACCAGAACACUGCAGCCACUGACCCCUGGGACCAGGGUGUCGCCAACACAGCCUACUCCUCCAGCUAUGGGCAGGACUCGUGGGGGGACACCACACCUGCCCAGACAGGUGGUCAGGAGGAGGGGUGGGAUGAUGACUGGGAUGAUGAUGGUGCGAGCACCGGCAGCAGCACAGCGACCACACCCACAUCUCCAACCACCAAAACCAUGGGCAGUGAUGCUGGCAAGUCAGGUGGCACCAUGAGAAAAAGCCUGAAUAGGUUCUCCAUGUUUGUGAAGUCUGGUGGAGAAGCCUUCAUUUUGGGCACCACAAAAAGUGCAGGCUCUACAAAGAACAGAGUCGUUGUCACAGAAAUACAAGAGGGGUGGUCAUGGGGUCCAAACCCUGCACCAUACAAGGUCAGUGUGGCCGAUCCAACAAAGGAAAGUAAGCUGAAAGGGCUGAAGAGUUUCAUUACCUACCAGCUGACUCCAGACAACACCAACCAGACAGUCAGUAGAAGGUACAAGCACUUUGAUUGGCUGUAUGAAAGGCUGAUCGAGAAGUUCACCACAAUCGCUGUGCCUCCGCUCCCUGAGAAGCAAGUGACAGGCAGGUACGAGGCAGACUUUGUGGAAGGGCGCCGGCAGCAGCUCCAGCUGUGGGUGGAUCGCAUGUCACGCCAUCCUGUUGUCGCCCAGUCAGAGGUCUUCCAGUUCUUCCUCCAAUCUUCUGACAAAACCUGGAAGGAUGGGAAGAGAAGAGCAGAGAAAGAUCCACUGGUUGGAGGAGCUUUCUUCCACACCGUAGAGGCACCUCAGGCACGUCUACCAGCAGCCAGGAUAGAGACCAACAUGGAGAACUUCAACAGGUUCCAGAAGAGCAUGGAUGACAGUGCGAAGAAUCUACUUGCUGUAGCUGCAGAGAGUACCAAGAAACACAUGGGAGGCUUCAAGAGGGAGUACCAAAGAGUCGGAGAGGCUUUCACAAAGCUUGGAACAACUUUUGAUUUGGAUAAGAAGCCAUCAUCAAAGCCCCUUACCAAUGCCCUAUGGAAAACUGGUGCAGCUUACUUUCAGAUUGGCAAAAUGUUUGAGGAGCAGCCACAGCAUGACCUGAAUGUCCUCAUGCUGAAGGUAGAUGAGUACAAGGGCAUCCUGUCCACCUUCCCUGACAUCCUCCAGUCCAUGAAAGGAACAAUGACGAAGGUACGGGAGUGCCAGCGGAUGGUGGAUGAAGGAAAGAUGUCCGCUGAAGAACUGGAGGAAGUUGGGGCACGAUCUGAUGUCAUCACCUACACCACUCUCGCUGAGAUCCAACACUUCCAUGAGAUGAGGGUGGUCGACUUCAAGGCUAUUGCCCAGCAUUUCUUAACAGAACAGAUUCAGUUCUACGACAAAAUAAAGACCACCCUGGAAGAAAGCCUAAAGAACUAUGAUGCUGUCUGAAGUUGAUCAGCAAAUCAUACAUGCUUGUCCAGAAGAGAAGAUGAUAAGCAAAACAAAUGAAAUUAUUAAGAACAUUCAUAUUUUCUAUUGUGGGCCUUUCUAAUGCCAGAUGCCAUAUACCAUUCAAUUAAAUGUUUUAUCUGAUAGAAAUCUGCAUUAUAUGUAGACUUUCAAUGUAACAGUUUUGCUUCA